AUGGGUUUUGCGUCGAAGAUAGCCGCUAGCCAGAACAAUAUGGCAAAGAACCCGGGCACAUAUGGAGGGGCUCCGCCAACUGGCUACACUGGAGGACCUCCAGGAGCUCCGACACCUGCAGCAUUACGUCCAGGUGGAUACGUAAGUCUAUUCAGUUGCCUGGUUAGCAAGACGUCAUUUUGCCUUACUGACAUUUCCCACCUUACAGCCAUCGCAGCCGUCGCAGCCAUCGCAGCCGUCGCAGCCAUCGCAGCCAUCGCAACCACAACAACAGUAUCAGGCGUAUCCAGGAUCUCCCCCGCCUUCUCAGGGACCGGGGCAGUGUCCCUCCGCCUGUGCAAAGUCCCGCUAUUGCUCAACAAGGUUACGCACGUCCACCCCCGCCACCACCUCAAGGACAGCCUCAGCCUUAUGGAUCGCCGGCGCCUGGGUACCAGCCAUACCAAGGCCAGCCAUAUCAAAGUCAACAACAAUACCAAAGCCCACAACAAUACCAAAGCCCACAACCUUCCUACUCUGGACAACCGUCAUAUGUACAAAUGCCCACAUGUUAUCCCGAUUACUUUCUUCAUAUGCGUCGCUCUGUAUUUCGAUACAUUCAACCAAGGACAGUACCCGUCCCAGAAUGCACCGUAUCCCGGAGCUCAUGGUGGACCGUCGCUUGCUGCCCCUGCUGCCCCUGCUGGGCAGUAUGGAGCUCCUCCUGCUCAAUAUGGAGCACCUGGUGCACAGGGCCGUCCAGGACCUUCACCUGGCCCUCCUGCUGGACAAUACGGAGCCCCUCCUGGACAGUAUGGUGCACCAGGUGGUGCACAGGGCCGCCCGGGACCUUCUCCUGGACCCCCUGGACAGUACGGAGCACCCGGUGGCGCACCCCCACCUCAAGCAACCACCCCACAGAUGGUUGACGCUUACCGCCGGCUCCUAGUCAGCGCCAUCCAAGAAAAGAGCCUCGAGAGUUUCUACCCACCUGAUCGCCUGGAGCGCCUCGUUCAGUCGCUCUCCCGGGAUGCGCCAGGCAAGCUUGAUCGACUGAUUAACGAGUGGCGUGUGCCCAUGGAAGUUGCUACUGAUGUCAUGAAGCUGGCUCUGUAUGAUGUCAUUCUUUAUGUAGAUGACAGUGGCUCUAUUGAAUUUGAAGAGAAGGGUCUCCGAAAGGACCAACUGCGACAGAUUCUGGGUAUCGUGGCCUCCGCUGCGUCUACCUUUGAUGAGGAUGGAAUCUCUGUGCGAUUCAUGAACUCUUCUGAACAGGGUGAUGGCAUCCGCAACGCAAACGACGUUAACAAUCUAGUUUCCCGCGUUCGUUUCUCCGGACUUACCCCCCUUGGCACCGGUUUGAAAAACAAGGUCAUCGAUCCUCUGGUCGUUGCACCUGCCCGAGCCAACCGUCUCGAGAAGCCAGUUUUGGUGAUCACCAUCACUGAUGGUCAGCCAGCCGGUGAAGCUCACAGCGCAGUUGGUAAUGCGAUCCGCCACGCUAUCGACGAGGUAUCUCGUACCCGAUAUGGCCGUGGCGCCGUUUCGUUCCAGUUCUCUCAAGUUGGAAAUGACCAGCGGGCUCGUGACUUCCUGGGUGAAUUGGACGAGGAUCCCCAGAUCGGCGGUCUGAUUGACUGCACCUCUAACUUCGAGGUUGAGCAGGAUGAGAUGGCCCGAGCUAUCCCGCCCGUCGAUCUGACUCGUGAACUUUGGUGCGCUAAGCUGAUGCUUGGAUCCAUCGACUCGUCGUAUGACACCAAGGACGAGAAAGCUGCCGGUCGUGCCGGGGGUGCCCCGCCUCCGUCUGCACCCUACGGCGGUUAUAACCAGCCGCCUCCUGGUGGCUCUGCCCCUGGCCCCGGCGCUGGUUAUAACGCCCAGCCUGGAUGGCAGGCCGGUCCUCCUCAACAGCAGGCUCCUGGUCAGUAUGGCCAGUAUGGACAGCAGCCACCGCAGCAGGGCUAUGGAUAUGGCGGACCGUCGCCGCAACAACCAACCGGUGGCUAUCCGCCUCCUCCCCGUCGCUACUAA
Molecule: messenger RNA, 2013 nt
Organism: Penicillium taxi
Lineage: Eukaryota; Fungi; Ascomycota; Eurotiomycetes; Eurotiales; Aspergillaceae
Gene: rfeF
Exons: 5
Coding region: 1-2013 (670 amino acids)
Source: RefSeq, a predicted model, not a curated record